GAAUCCGGCUUCUUUCACCAACCCUUUGUUCUGUGUCGGUGUGACCCAAUCUAGAGUGAGAGGGAAGGAAAGGACCGGUGGUGGAAACGCAUAGGAAAUGAUGACUGUCGGGGGAUUUUCGGCAUCCCCACCACCAUCAACGACAUAUUCUCGAAUCCCAUCAAUCACCCACAAAAACCCUUGUCCCAAUCCAUCAUGGGUCCCCUCAGCUGUUACCCCUCCUUGUCUUUCAUUUGAGAAUAUUCCCUUCUCUUCUUCGUCUCUAAAGGUCAGAUCAACAAGAUUUGGGGGAGUUUUAUCAAAUACUAUCUGCUUUAGGUGCAAUAGCAGCACAGGACCAGGGGCUCCUGGCCCUGGCGAGAGCGACAGCAGGAGUGUUCUGGAUGCGUUUUUCUUGGGGAAGGCCCUAGCAGAAGCAGUUAAUGAGCGUGUUGAGUCUGCAGUAGGGGAGUUUUUUAGUGCACUUGGUAGAUUACAAGCUGAGCAGCAAAAGCAAGUGCAGGACUUCCAGGAGGAUGUAUUAGAGAGAGCCAAAAGAGCCAAAGAGAAGGCAGCGCAUGAAGCCAUGGAAGCACAAAGUCUUACUCCCAAGCCCUCCACGGCAGAGGUAUCGGUUGUUAGUGAUGUUGAUACUACUACAAAUUCAGCCUCAGUUACCGUUGCAGUCGCUUCAGCAAUCUCACCACCGUCAUCCAGCUCGAGCACCCCCGAUGUCGAGACGAAAGAAGAUACUAAUCCCACUGAGAACGAUCCACUUGAAGGGGUAUCAGAUAAUGACUGAUGGUUCCAUCUCCCUUUGUUACCUCCAGUCAGUUUUCAUUGCCUGGUGCAACCGGUGACACUCUGUUCUACGUUGGAGAUGAGGUUCUUGGAAAUUUUUAGUAUUUCAAGGUGAAGUCCAAUGGGACAUGAUGUCUUUGUAAAAUUUUCUGAUUUCACAGUUUGAGUCCAAUGGAGCAUGAUUUUUUUGCUCUGAAACACAGUUAAAUUUAUGACAGUUUUGUGGCAUUUAUCGUAGUCA
Molecule: messenger RNA, 1021 nt
Organism: Rhododendron vialii
Lineage: Eukaryota; Viridiplantae; Streptophyta; Magnoliopsida; Ericales; Ericaceae
Exons: 4
Coding region: 98-781 (227 amino acids)
Biological process (GO): thylakoid membrane organization
Cellular component (GO): chloroplast thylakoid membrane
Source: RefSeq, a predicted model, not a curated record